AUGGCCUUGCUGCAUGCCCAGAGGCAGCAAAUGCCCAACAGCAGCUCCAUCACCCAGUUCCUCCUCCUGGCAUUUGCAGAUAUGUGGGCGCUGCAACCACUGCACUUCUGCCUUUUCCUGGGCAUUUACCUGGCUGCCCUCCUGGGCAACAGCCUCAUCAUCACAGCCAUAGCCUGCAAUGACCGCCUCCAUACACCCAUGUACUUCUUCCACCUCAACCUCGCUCUCCUUGACCUGGGCUCCAAACCUCUACACGCCAUCUGCAAACCCCUGCACUACGGGACCCUCCUGGGCAGCAGUGCUUGUGCCAAAAUGGCAGCAGCUGCCUGGGGCAGUAGUUUUCUCAGUGCUGUGCUUCACGCUGCCAGUACAUGUUUACUACCUCUCUGCCAAGGCAAUGCUGUGGACCAGUUCUGUGAAAUCCUCCAGAUCCUCAAGGUCUUCUGCUCAGACUCCUACCUCAGGGAAGUUGGGCUUCUUGUGGUUAGUGUCUUUUUAGUAUUUGGGUGUUUUGAUUUCAUCAUGCUGUCCUACCUGCAGGUCUUCAGGGCUGCGCUGAGGAUCCCCUCUGAGCAGGGACAGCACAAAGCCUUUUCCACGUGCCUUCCUUACCUGGCCAUGGUCUCCUUCUUGAUCAGCACUGCCAUGUUCACCUGCUUGAAGCCCCCUUCCAUCUCCUUCCCAUCCCUGGAUCUGGUGGUGGCAGUUCUGUAUGCAGUGGUACCUCCAGCAGUGAACCCCCUCAUCCACAGCAUGAGGAACAAGGAGCUCAAGCAUGCCAUUAGAAAAAUUAUUUCAUGGAUGUUUCUAAGUCAUUAUGAACUUCCCAGCACUCUCUAUAAAUGA
Phalacrocorax carbo (great cormorant) is the source of this 846-nucleotide messenger RNA. NCBI's taxonomy places the organism in Eukaryota, Metazoa, Chordata, Aves, Suliformes, Phalacrocoracidae. The record is from RefSeq and is a predicted model, not a curated record.